This is a messenger RNA of Erythranthe guttata (spotted monkey flower), 1234 nucleotides long. NCBI's taxonomy places the organism in Eukaryota, Viridiplantae, Streptophyta, Magnoliopsida, Lamiales, Phrymaceae. The record is from RefSeq and is a predicted model, not a curated record.
AUUCGUAAAAUCGAAGCUCGAUCGGAAAAUGUUUUCGAGCACACUGGAUUACCUAAAAACUCAGCCAUUAGGGAUUAUACUUAUUUCUUGUCUUGGUUUCCUCUCUCUCUUCAAGAACUCCACUUCUCUUCUGACAUGGCUUUACAACAUUUUUCUCCGACCGGCGAAAGAUCUGAGAAGCUACGGCGCGUGGGCACUAAUCACCGGCUCCACCGACGGUAUAGGCAAAGCGUUCGCCUUCAAACUCGCCGGAAUGGGCCUGAACCUCGUCCUAGUUAGCCGGAACUCAACUAAGCUCAAAAGGGUUUCUUCGGAAAUCCGAAACGAGUACCCCGACAUCGACGUCAAGAUUUUCGAGCUGGAUUUCUCCGGCGACGUGGUCGCCGGAGUUUCAAGAAUGAAGGAGGCGGUGAAGGGUCUUGAUAUCGGGGUUCUGAUAAACAACGUCGGGGUUACGUACCCGGAGGCGAUGUAUUUCGACGAGGUGGAUGAGAAAAUAUGGAUGAAUCUUGUUAGGGUUAAUGUCAUCGGGACAACCUUUGUCACCGGAGCUGUGGUACCGGGUAUGGUGGCGAGGGGAAGAGGCGCCGUCGUUAAUAUUGGUUCCGGUGCAUCGGCGAUUGUACCUUCCCAUCCACUCUACGCCAUCUACGCCGCCACCAAAGGGUAUAUUGAUCAGUUAUCCAGAAGCCUAUACGUGGAGUACAAGCACUAUGGAAUUGAUGUCCAGUGUCAGGUACCACUGUAUGUAUCAACAAAAAUGGCAUCACAAGUUGCAGCUGUAGGAAAAUCAUCAGUUUUUGUACCAUCAGCAGAUAAAUACGUAGAAUCGGCAAUUCGAUUCAUCGGUCACGAUCAAGCCAGGUGUACACCUUACUGGACUCACUCGAUUCAGUGGUUCUUCGCCUCUUUGCUUCCCGAUUCUCUUUUGAAUGCUUGGAGGCUCUCGAUCGGACUCAAAAGAAUCAAGAAUACCAUCAAUAUUCAUCAUUAGUAUUAAUUAAUUAAGUUAAAUUUUUUUCGAUUUAUUUAAUUUACUACGCCUUUCGUUUAGUAUACGCGUGUAAUCUUCGUAGAUGCAUGUGUAUAAUUAAUUUCAUCUCGUAUUUCAUUAUGGCUAAAUCAAUAAUGUGCUGCCCUCUGCAGUUGACAUUAAUUGUAAAGUAAUUAACUAGGGUUUCUCUUCUCAAGUUGGAUGAACUGUCAAAUUUUUAUGUACCAUGUUACUAUUAAA